AUGUUCGAUCAGGCCACGAGCAUGGGCGAUGGGGUCGCCGAGGACAGAAACCACCACUGUGGCUCCAACUCGCUGUGCCGUGACCGGGCAAGAGACUCCAAAAACCGGACUGAUUUGGGGAGUCGAUCUCCGGUGCAAAGCACUACCGAUACCCCGGGGACAUCCGCGUCUACACCAACCUCCUCAAGUGAAGACGGGCACGACAAACUUUUAGGAGUGGACCCGGACUACUGCAGGCGAAUUUUAGUUAGAGAUGCCAAAGGCACCAUCCGGGAGAUCGUGCUGCCAAAAGGCCUCGACCUCGACAGGCCCAAACGCACGCGCACCUCCUUCACCGCGGAGCAGCUGUAUCGGCUCGAGCUUGAGUUCCAGCGCUGUCAGUACGUGGUGGGCCGCGAGCGCACAGAACUGGCGCGCCAGUUAAACCUCUCCGAAACUCAGGUGAAGGUGUGGUUCCAAAACCGCCGCACCAAGCAGAAGAAGGACCAGACCAAGGACACGGACAAGCGCUCGGGCUCCUCGUCCGAGUCGCUGGCCACCUGCAACAUCCUGCGUCUGCUGGAGCAGGGCCGCCUGCUGUCGGUGCCGGCCCCUCCUCCGCCCAACCCGCUGCUCGGCCCCUCCGCCGCCGGCCACCACCACCACCACCACCACCACCACGGCAACGGCUCCCUGCUGGGCAGCCCCGUGUCGUCGUCCUCCUCGCCGCCGGGCGUGGUCAGCACGUCUACGCCGCCGUCCGCCGCCUCCUCCGCCUUCGGGCUGUCGCUGGCCUCGCUGGGCGGCGCGCCGGGCUCCCCUCGCCUGGCCGUGCCGCCGCCGUCCCUCUGCUUCACCAUGCCGCUGCUGGCCGCCGGCCACCACGAGCUGCCCAUCGCCUACGGCUGCGGCUCCUCCGCCUUCGAGCCCUACACGCGCCUGGAGCGCAAGGAGCCCGACAUGGGCGGCAAGAAGAGCGUGUCCUAA
Sardina pilchardus (European sardine) is the source of this 966-nucleotide messenger RNA. RefSeq names its product ventral anterior homeobox 2 (gene vax2). Gene Ontology annotation, molecular function: DNA-binding transcription factor activity, RNA polymerase II-specific; RNA polymerase II cis-regulatory region sequence-specific DNA binding. The record is from RefSeq and is a predicted model, not a curated record. Gene Ontology annotation, biological process: brain development; regulation of transcription by RNA polymerase II; central nervous system development. The coding region runs from base 1 to 966 and encodes 321 amino acids. Gene Ontology annotation, cellular component: nucleus. The transcript has 3 exons. NCBI's taxonomy places the organism in Eukaryota, Metazoa, Chordata, Actinopteri, Clupeiformes, Clupeidae.